AUGACAACGUAAACACAGUAGUGUGAACCCCAGGUGUUAUGGCUGGUUGCAGAAGCGUGUGUGGGGAGAGAACUGCCUUGAAACCGCGGCGUCAAAGGGAGGGGGGGCAGGCCAGUGGGUGCACCAAACCGUCUGCACAGUUUGAGUGAUCACACACACACACACCAUGGCAUGAUCAGCUUGGAGCCGCACGCAGUCACUCGCACUGCACUGCAGCAUGAAGGCAACAUCUCCCCCGAUGGUCGAAUUCGAAGGUUCGAAACCUAGCUAGUCGACCGAACAAACACCCACAGGCCGUAGCGGGGACGCCAUGGAGCGAGAGCCUGCGCGCUCCCUGGAACGCGCUAUAUAUGCCGUGCGUGCUCGGUGGCGAAGAAGCCUCUCAUCGCCAACUCGGAGACCUUGAGAGGAAAGCCACCGCGCGCUAGGGCCUAGGGCAGGGCACGAGCAAAGGCCCUCCCGCGGGUUCCAUUGGAGCGCGAGCGAACGGCGCCGACGCGGCAACACACAUUCGCUUUAUUUGCCAUGACAUCGCCGUCCUCGUCGUCGUCCUGGCUGCUGCUGCUCCUCUCGUGCCUCGCGCUUGCCCUGCUCGCGGCGGACGCCGAAGUGCACCACCAUGAGUUCGUUGUCCAAGAGACGCCAGUGAAGAGGCUGUGCAAGACGCACAACGUCAUCACGGUGAACGGGCAGUACCCGGGGCCGACGCUGGAGGUCAGAGAGGGCGACACGCUGGUGAUCAACGUCGUCAACCGGGCGCAGUACAACGUCACCAUCCACUGGCACGGCAUCCGGCAGAUGAGGACCGGGUGGGCGGACGGGCCGGAGUUCGUGACGCAGUGCCCCAUCAGGCCCGGCGGCAGCUACAAGUACCGGUUCACCAUCGAGGGGCAGGAGGGCACGCUGUGGUGGCACGCGCACAGCUCCUGGCUCAGGGCAACCGUCUACGGCGCGCUCAUCAUCCGCCCCAGGGAGAACAAGACCUACCCCUUCGCCAAGCCCUCGCGCGAAGUCCCCGUCAUCCUUGGGGAGUGGUGGGACGCGAACCCGAUCGACGUCAUCCGGGAGGCGCAGAGGACGGGCGGCGCCCCCAACGUCUCCGACGCGUUCACCAUCAACGGCCAGCCCGGCGACCUGUACAAAUGCUCCCAGAAAGCUCCUCAGCUCCUCCUCCCGCAUCGGCACGCAGAGACUACGGCCAUCCCGGUGAAGCCCGGCGAGACGGCGCUUCUGCGGUUCAUCAACGCCGCGCUCAACCACGAGCUGUUCGUCACCAUCGCGCAGCACAGGAUGACGGUGGUCGCCACCGACGCGUCCUACACCAAGCCCUUCACCACCUCGGUGCUCAUGGUCGCGCCGGGACAGACCACCGACGUCCUCGUCACCAUGGACCAGGCGCCCGCCCGGUACUACGUCGCCGCGCGCGCCUACGUCUCCGGGCAGAACGUGGCGUUCGACAACACCACCACCACGGCGGUCGUCGAGUACGACUGCGGCUGCGCCUCCGACUUCGGCCCCAAGAUCCAGCCGGCGUUCCCGUCCCUCCCGGCCUUCAACGACACCGCCGCCGCCGCCGCCUUCGCCGCGGGGAUCAAGAGCCCCGGCAGGGUCAGGGUCCACGAGAGCGUCGACGAGCACCUCUUCUUCACCGUCGGCCUCGGCCUGUUCAACUGCGAGCCGGGCCAGCUCUGCGCCGGGCCCAACAACAGCACCCGCUUCACGGCCAGCAUGAACAACGUCUCCUUCGUCUUCCCGCGGACCGACUCCCUCCUCCACGCGCACUACUUCAAGACCCCCGGCGUCUUCACCACCGACUUCCCGGCGCACCCGCCGGUGCAGUUCGACUACACGGCGCAGAACGUCAGCCAGGCCCUGUGGCAGCCGGUCCCCGCGACCAAGCUGUACCCGCUCAGGUUCGGCUCCGUGGUGCAGCUCGUCCUGCAGGACACCAGCAUCGUCACGCCCGAGAACCACCCCAUCCACAUCCAUGGCUACGAUUUCUUCAUCCUCGCUGAGGGCUUUGGCAACUUCGACCCCGAGAAGGACGUCGACAAGUUCAACUACGUCGUCCCGCCGCAGCGGAACACCGUGGCGGUGCCCGUCAACGGGUGGGCGGUCAUCCAGUUCGUCGCCGACAACCCAGGUGUGUGGCUCAUGCACUGCCACCUGGACGUGCACAUCACCUGGGGCCUGGCAAUGGCUUUCCUAGUGGAGGACGGGUAUGGAGAGCUGCAGUCCCUGGAGCCGCCCCCAGUUGAUCUUCCCAUGUGCUAAUGCUGACCAGAAGCAACUGUGUUGAGGAAUCGAAAGCAUGUUCACGCUUCCAGCUUGUUUUGAAGUUUUCCCCUGUAAAUCUAUGUAAUUUUCAAUGACAUUCAGCAUAUUAUUAGAGAAUAAAUUAUUUCUUUUUGUGUAUGAUCAA
This is a messenger RNA of Zea mays, 2422 nucleotides long. RefSeq names its product putative laccase family protein. Lineage: Eukaryota; Viridiplantae; Streptophyta; Magnoliopsida; Poales; Poaceae. Gene Ontology annotation, cellular component: apoplast. Gene Ontology annotation, biological process: lignin catabolic process. The coding region runs from base 526 to 2274 and encodes 582 amino acids. The transcript is spliced from 5 exons. The record is from RefSeq and is a predicted model, not a curated record. Gene Ontology annotation, molecular function: hydroquinone:oxygen oxidoreductase activity; copper ion binding.